Physcomitrium patens is the source of this 2731-nucleotide messenger RNA. RefSeq names its product putative BOI-related E3 ubiquitin-protein ligase 3. NCBI's taxonomy places the organism in Eukaryota, Viridiplantae, Streptophyta, Bryopsida, Funariales, Funariaceae. Gene Ontology annotation, molecular function: ubiquitin-protein transferase activity. The record is from RefSeq and is a predicted model, not a curated record.
CCUUCUUGUACCGUUCCCCUUCUCAUCAUCGCGAAAUUCCAAAACGGUCUGCAGUUCCCAAUUCUCUACCCUCUUCCUCCCCUCCUCCUCGCUGCCUGCGUAGCAUUCAUGGACUCUUCGACUGUCCCUUCUCUCAAUUCCCCGUCUCUCCUGCUUCUCCGCCUCCCUAUCAUGCCCCCGCAGCUGACACUCCCUUUCCCCUCUUCAUGCUGAUUGUCAUCAUGCCCUGGAUCCCAUCAAUCGGACUCGCUUUGGAGUUGUCAUGAAUCCACUUGCCUUGCAGCCCUUCUAGUGUGUGGACUUCCCUCAGUCGCGGUUACUUCGCCCUUGGACUGUUAUGUCAGUGCGCAGUUUGUGAGGAUUGUGUCCAUAGGUGGUGUGUGAUAAGGGAGAAAACAAAAAAGAAAAAAAGAUAAAAAAGAAAAGAAAAACAAAACGGCUUGCUUUGGAAUGCAAUUGCGGUCACCCAAGGAGUCUUUGUGGUGGACGUCGUGGUGGUGUUUGCGGUGGAUGAGGCCGGGUAGUGUAUAGACCUUCGUGGGUGCGAAUCCAGGCUCAGGUUCCUUUAGUGCGAGUGCUUAGUUAGAGCAGAUGAAUUUGGGAACUAGUUGAAGUGGAUUUUCCGGCUCACCUGUGCGUGCAUAAUUGAGAAACGUAGCAGCAGCAGCCGUCGACUAUUUCUCGACCUUGUGUUCUGGAGUGGGUGAUCUUGAGAGAAGCCUUACGUAUUCGUUUCUUUAUUUGUUUCUCUGUCUUUGGUUAGUUUCCUUUGGAGCCCCUCUAUGUUUUGCGUUGCAUGUCCGAGCGCUUCUUGACAUAUCACCUGGAAUCUUCUUGAACCUCAAAGACGAUCUCCCCGGAAUUUGUUGCAGUCUUCUCCUGCCACUAUCUUGGCGCCGAUCUCGUCUUCUCUGUCUGCCAAAUUUCGAUCCCUCUCUCUUCUUUGCCCUCUUCAUCUUUACCUUCCCGAUCUUUCAGCUCUUUAGCACUUCCGAGUUGUCUUGCUCGCCCUCUCUAUUUCGUCUCCCUCAGAUUUAUUGGGAGCCGGUCUCUUUUUUCUUGGUUUUGGCGUGUGGAUAAUUUCCUGUGAAGCUCCUCUACCCAUUCUGUGCUCUUACAAUUCAAGGUGCUUAGAGCGUUGAGUGUGAAAACCCUACUGAUAUAGAACAUCAACCGUACUCCCGGAACCAUGGCAGUGCAAGCGCAGUACCCAUCCAAUGUGAUAUUGCCAGAUUACUGCAACAGGGCCAGUCAGACAUUUGCGGGAAACAGCAGAAGUUUCUUUUUGCCCAUGAACUUCACCUCGGCCUCUUUUCUGGAUGAAAUUCAAAUCCAGCCUCAGUCACAGCCUCAAUCUAUCAUGGGAGUUUCCGACCCGCUGCGCAUGUUCAACCAAUUGUCUGCAGUAGCUGACCUAAGCCACGAUGUUCAAGCAGCUCCAGUAAUCAACAGCAAUGUAAUGUACACCAAGGCUGAGAACGACUUAACAUGCAACUUGGUGGCUUCACGCAAGCGAGCUAGAGAAGAGGACGAUGUCCUGGUGAAUUCUCGGCAACAGCAGCAACAGAUGCUAAGCAUGGAGUACCAUCAAAAUCAUGUGCCGAUAUCUGUUGUUACACAGACUACUGGUGUAUCGACUGGCCUGCGGCUGGCAUUUGAGGAGGACCGCUUAAACUCCACCUCCUCUGCCUCCACAAGCGGCAGAGAUGUAUCUACCUCUUUCAUGGCUGUUAUGGGCGAAGAUAUCAGCACACACUUACAGCAACAACGAGAGGAAGUCGAGCAAUUCUUUAAGCUUCAGAGCGAGCAAAUACGACAUCAACUCGAAGAGAAAAGUCAACGACACUCACGAGCCCUAAUCGGAGCAAUCGAGGAUGCCGUUUUACGGAGACUUCACGAGAAAGACCUCGAAAUCGAGAAAUUUAAGAGGCAAAAUCAGGAACUUGUGAAGCACGCAGAGCAGCUCACAGUGGAGACUCAUCAUUGGCAGGCGAAGACUAAGGCCACAGAAGCGCUUGUGACUGCCUUGAGGACAAACCUCCAGCAAGCACAGGCAGCAGUAGCAUUCAGCCGAGAGCAGAGCAAGGAGGGAUGUGGAGACAGCGAAGCAGAUGAUGCUGCUUCGUCUCACCAUGGAGACACUGAGGAUGUACAUGCUCGUACGUACAGGGAAAAUCGGGAGCUUCGUGAGCAGAGGACUUGCAGGUCAUGCCGGUGCAAUGACGUAUCUAUUCUUCUUCUGCCAUGUCGGCACCUUUGCCUCUGCAAGGACUGUGAAGCUCGCUUGGAUGCAUGCCCUCUUUGCCAGACUCUUAAGAAUGCCAGUGUCCAAGUUUAUAUGUCAUGACAAAGACGAGGACAAGCGGAUAUUUAGACUUUGGAAUUUUGAGUUUCCGAGAGUGGAGUAUACAAUCAACCAGGUCAUUCAGAGGUGGUCAUAGCUAAAUGUCAUCCCCUGAUCAAGACUCACCGGUGUGUGUGCACGUGCAUCACGAUUUCCCUUUUUUCCGUCACAGCCGGAUGACUCUAGUAGCGCAGGUGUAAGUCUCUGCACAUUUUUCUAUGACCAUUUUCCACACCAUGGCAGCAGCGCUAGAGAUACCCCAUCUCUCUGUACAUGAAGUUAUUCAUCGUAGGAAUUUUGUAAACAUGACGUUUGUGUAUAAUGUUUAACAUGGUGGUUGGGCUUUACCCUCCAUUCUAAUUUUUAUAUCUCAAAAUUGAUUUCUCA